Spinacia oleracea (spinach) is the source of this 483-nucleotide messenger RNA. RefSeq lists its product as uncharacterized. The coding region runs from base 1 to 483 and encodes 160 amino acids. The transcript has a single exon. Lineage: Eukaryota; Viridiplantae; Streptophyta; Magnoliopsida; Caryophyllales; Amaranthaceae. The record is from RefSeq and is a predicted model, not a curated record.
AUGUAUAAGUUUCUGCAUCCAGUUGGAGCUCAGGUGGGAUGGAAGAGAUUGAUCUGUAAUAGCCAUGCUAGUCCAAAGAGUACUUUCAUUAUGUGGCUAGCAGUGCAGAACAGGCUAGCUACAAAAGACAGAUUGAUAAGAUGGCAGCUGAAUAUUGAUGGUACUUGUGGCCUGUGUCAGUUGGAAAGUGAAAGCUUGGAGCACUUGUUCUUCUCUUGUUCUUAUUCUAAGGAGAUUUGGAGACAGGUUAUGCUUUAUCUAGGUGUGAUUAGAACUGUGUUGCCUUGGCAUGAUGAAGUACAGAUUGCAGUGAAGAAAAGCAGAAGUAAACAGAAGAAGGCUUGCAAGUAUAGUAUAGCUUUCAUUGAGUCAGUUUACUGUAUCUGGUUGCAAAGAAACUCUAAGGUGUUUAGGGAUCAUGUUGAUCCAGUCAAAACUGUUGUGAGCAACAUUAUGUUUAAUGUUGAGUGUAGAUGUCAGUAG